This is a messenger RNA of Trifolium pratense (red clover), 864 nucleotides long. RefSeq names its product vacuolar protein sorting-associated protein 32 homolog 2-like. The coding region runs from base 68 to 721 and encodes 217 amino acids. Gene Ontology annotation, biological process: vesicle budding from membrane; late endosome to vacuole transport via multivesicular body sorting pathway. The record is from RefSeq and is a predicted model, not a curated record. Lineage: Eukaryota; Viridiplantae; Streptophyta; Magnoliopsida; Fabales; Fabaceae. The transcript is spliced from 7 exons. Gene Ontology annotation, cellular component: multivesicular body; ESCRT III complex; cytoplasmic side of plasma membrane.
UCGGGAAUUUCAAUUGAAUUUCAUCCAUUAAAGAGAAUCCUAAUUCAUCAUCUUCUAAUAAUCAAUCAUGUUUAAAAAGAUUUUUGGUAAACCUAAACAUGAUGUCAAUACUAUAAAGACUUUAGAAAAAUUAAAUGAGACACUUGCCACGCUAGAGAAAAAGGAGCAAGUGUUUCUUAAAAAGGCUGCGGCAGAAGUUGAAAAGGCCAGAAAUUUCACAAGGGCUCAGAAUAGAAGGGCUGCAAUACAAUGUUUGAAGAGGAAGAGGCUAUAUGAACAGCAAGUAGAACAGCUUGGAAACCAACAGUUGCGUAUUCAUGACCAGAUGAUAAUGUUGGAAGGUGCCAAGGCAACCACAGAAACAGUAGAAGCAUUGAGAUUUGGGGCAUCUACAAUGAAGGCUAUGCAAAAAGCAACGAACAUUAAUGAUGUUGACAAGACCAUGGAUGAGAUCAAUGAACAAACUGAGAACAUGAAACAGAUUCAGGAAGCAUUGUCAACUCCAUUUGGUGCAGCUGAUUUUGACGAGGAUGAAUUGGAGGCAGAACUUGAAGAGCUUGAGGGUGCUGAGUUGGAAGAAGAGCUUCUUCAGCCUGUAACUACAGCUCCAGCAGCCUCGGUGCAUGUUCCAUCUGGGAGGCAACCUACUCGUCCAGUGCCUGCGAAAUCCACUCCUGAAGAAGAUGAAUUGGCAGCUUUGCAAGCUGAGAUGGCACUUUGAGCAGGCAUUGAUGAUGGGUUAUAACUCAUAACCAGUGGCAUGGGGAGAAUUCUGCUUCCUCUCACCGUUGCUUAUCUUUGUGAAAAUUAUUGAACAGAGGAUGUACAUAGAGUUUAUAAAAAGUGAAAAUUUCUUUUGCUUUU